AUGAUACCACCUGCGUUGACUGUUCAAACCAUUGUAAUAAUUGCGAAUCAGGAACUCAAUAUAGUCAAUGGAUAAUGUGAGGCAUGCACAAGUACUUAAUACUACUCUUCUGGCCAUUGUUAUGAUUGCUCUACUACUUGUAAAUCAUGUUUGAACAGUGUAUCAAAUUGCAAUCAAUGUUUACCUUGUGCAAGUCAAUGUGUGGAGUGCGAAAGCUCUAGUUAAUGUACUAUAUGUAUUCCUGGAUAUUGGCUUAAUAAUUCCACUUGUACUAAAUGCAAUGAUAAAUGCACCACUUGCACAUCUGAAACUACAUGCUCAUCUUGCACUGAUGGCUACUACAUUGACGGAACUUCAUGCUAAACUUGUCCAACUGGAUGUACUAAGUGCAACAGUGCUUCUGAAUGUACUUCUUGCCAAUCAAAUUAUUAUUUGGAUGGUACUUGUAAAUAAUGUUCUCCUGGAUCAUUCAUAUCAGGAAAUGGUUGCUCUGAUUGCAACAGCCUUUGUGCCACCUGUGAAACUUCAGCCACCAAUUGUUUAUCCUGCUUAUCCAAAUACUUCUUGAAUAAUAAUUCCUGCUCAUAAUGCAUAAACCACUGUGACACUUGCGAAUCCGAAAAUGUUUGCUCAACCUGUCUUGUUGGAUAUUAUUACAUCGAUUCAAGUAAGACUUGUGAAGCUUGUCAAUCUCCCUGCACACAAUGCUCGGUAUCUGGAAAUACAAAUUGUUCAAGUUGUCAUGCUUGUAACUCACCGUGCCUAAAUUGUUUAAAUGCUUCAACAUGCGAAACUUGUGUCAAUGGACAUUACUUUGAUGGAGCGCAAUGCUAAUUAUGCGCUUAAGGGUGUACUGCAUGCUCUGGAUCAUUAUCUUCACAAUGUUCAACUUGCAACGAAUCAUAUUAUCUUGAGGGUACAACUUGCAAAAUUUGUCCUCAAUAAUGCCAAUCCACUUGUUAAUUCUUAAAUGGCUCUGUAAAAUGCGAUUCUUGUGCUUCUGGCUACUUUGGUGAUGCUUGUGACUAAUGUUCUAUGACCUGUAAGACUUGCAUUGAUACCUCUAUAAAAUGUACUUCGUGCAAUAUUGGAUAUUACUUAAAUGGAGAAACUUGUACUGAAUGUGCCACGCAUUGUGUUACUUGUGCUGAUACAACUGGCUACUGUUUGAGCUGCGAAGGUCAAUAUUUGGUCGAUGAAUUCAAUAAAUGUGCAAGUAAUUUAUCAUUUCUAUCAAACACUAUCUUGCUCAAAUUGUACUUGUGA
Messenger RNA from Paramecium tetraurelia, 1266 nucleotides. RefSeq lists its product as uncharacterized. The record is from RefSeq and is a predicted model, not a curated record. The transcript has 5 exons. NCBI's taxonomy places the organism in Eukaryota, Ciliophora, Oligohymenophorea, Peniculida, Parameciidae.